AUGUCGGACGGCAGCGGGCUCCCGACGUACGCCGACGUCGAGACCGCGCAGCGCGCGCGCGCGGAGCUCCGGCACAACUUCGCGACGCUCAACAGCGACCAGCUCGACAUCCAGGAGCUCUUCCGCACCGUCGCGGACCGCGACGGGCUCGUCGGCGAGUGGAACGACUUGCGACAGACGCACAGGAAGAUCUACCGGGAGUCGCAGCAGAACGCGGGGAUGUGCUCGCACUUCCUGAAGAAUUUCGCCGAGAUCCUCGUCCCGCUCUCGCAGUCCCCGGAUGUCUCGAUCGAGCAGAAGAGGGUCAUGAUCGGCAAAUUCCUGGAGACCAUCCCGGUGCACCUCAAGGCGGCCCGGCGGAACGCGGAGCUCUUCAGCGAGCUCGCGAAGGACGUCGAGCACUUUCCCCGCAAGGUCGCGAGUGCGCUCAGGAUCAAGGCGGAGCCCACCGGCUUUUUCGAGAGCGUCUGGACGGGGAUAGAAGAAAUAUGCAUGAACAUCUGGCAGACGUUGAACAAGCUCCUGACGAAGCUCGUGUACGUCUUCAAGGUCGCGCUCGCGCGCCUGGAAAACCUCAGCUUCACAUGCUGGGGGAUCUCCGUCGCCCUUCAGAUCAGGCCCGGUGAGCAGCCCGUUUCCUCCCCCGUCGCGUGUCGCACCGUCGCUCACGCCGCGCCCUCCUCCUUCCCGCAAGGAGAGAGCGCGCUCGCACCGCCUGGAGGCGGCACGGAGCUGACGACGUUCGUCGGCGAGAUCACGGACGACUGCGACGCGCUCGGCGCGAAGCUGACCGCGUUCGAGAGCGCGUGGCAGAUCAUCCGGCUCGCGUGCUCGCAGCUCUCCGCGGACGUCGCGCUCGCGCGCAGCUUCACCCUCACGUACCCUCCUAUUCCGCAGGCGUGCGAUAGCAACUUGCGUGCGGCGGCGAUGGUGCAUGUCCCGCUUGUGGAGUGUCUGAAGGCGUAUUCUAUGGGCAAGGCUCCAGGCUUUAUGUGA
Messenger RNA from Epithele typhae, 996 nucleotides. RefSeq lists its product as uncharacterized. Lineage: Eukaryota; Fungi; Basidiomycota; Agaricomycetes; Polyporales; Epitheliaceae. The transcript is spliced from 9 exons. The record is from RefSeq and is a predicted model, not a curated record. Bases 1 to 996 code for a protein of 331 amino acids.